Molecule: messenger RNA, 699 nt
Organism: Trypanosoma conorhini
Lineage: Eukaryota; Euglenozoa; Kinetoplastea; Trypanosomatida; Trypanosomatidae
Exons: 1
Coding region: 1-699 (232 amino acids)
Biological process (GO): regulation of lipid metabolic process
Cellular component (GO): mitochondrion
Source: RefSeq, a predicted model, not a curated record
AUGCCGCCGCUUCCUGCUUUCAAGUUCUUUUUUCUUGCCAUACGACAAUUGUCGAAGCCGGUAGUGAAGGCAAUCGUUUCCCGAGCCCAGAACAAGGCAACCAUCACGCGUGCUGUGUGCAUCGGCUUCGGUCGGUUCUCCUUGGGAAUCUCUCUUGUCAUUGAAAAGUGGACCGCGGAGGACAAAUCCCGCGGCGGCCAUGGGUCAUGGGCCGUCCCAGGCCGCUCAGCCGCGAAGACAAGCGAACCUGAAGAGGGAUUGCUGGUGGUUCCGAGGUCCCGUUCUCUGUUUCAGACAGCUGCGCCACCGCGUGGAUCUUCAGGAAAGCAACGGAUUGGUCGACUCUUUUUUCGUCGUCCGAUGCAGAGCUCGUGGGGGGCGUUUCGUUCGGCAUAUUCUUCUUCCAUUGAAGAGGAAAGUCUUGUGAAAACUGGGGCGGAGGUUCUCAUAGAGUUGCUGGUCUAUUCUAUUCUUGCUGUUGCUCUCUACUUUGAGGUGAGCACCUCCUCCCAAGCGUCUGAGGCGAAGGAGGCGCGUAUGCUACAGCGCAUUGAGGCGCUUGAGGGCAAGGUAAACGAGCUCAUCCAGGGCGAUCAUGUGGAUGCAGUGGAGGCGCUUGAGGUGCCGAAGCGGGUCGUUGUGGGCCGCCUCGAACGCAUGAAGGAGGGAAUGAGCAACGCCUUAUUUUGGCUGGUGUAA